AUGGAAACAUCAACAUCAACAUCAACAUCAACAUCGGCAUCAACAUCAAUAUCAACAUCAACUUCAACAUCAUCUGAAUCCAUUUCAACAAAUAUAUCGGCGUCAAAUUGUAUUAUGACUGAAAAAAAUAUAAUCGGUACAGUUGUUACUGUUAACAGAUUAAAACAUUAUGCAUUUAUUAAAAGAAAUGAUAACGAUUUACAUCAAGAUAUAUUUGCACGUGAUGUCUCAAUAAAAAAAAAUCAACAUAAACAAACAUUUUUCAUUUCUGAUCAAUCAUCACGAGGUUUUGAAGCUAUCAAUAUCACCAUUAUACAACGUAAUAUUGAUAGUAUUGGAAGAUUAAAAAAAAUUCCAAAAAAGAAGACGAAUGAUCACCAACCAAAAAAAGAUUCAUAUGCAUUAUUUCAAUCAACAAUAACUAACUUGUUUCGUGAAGCUUUAAAAGAAAAAUAG
Rotaria sp. Silwood1 is the source of this 456-nucleotide messenger RNA. The record is from the annotation of a GenBank genome assembly. Lineage: Eukaryota; Metazoa; Rotifera; Eurotatoria; Philodinida; Philodinidae.